Molecule: messenger RNA, 1373 nt
Organism: Eucalyptus grandis
Lineage: Eukaryota; Viridiplantae; Streptophyta; Magnoliopsida; Myrtales; Myrtaceae
Product: inositol 4-methyltransferase
Exons: 4
Coding region: 57-1151 (364 amino acids)
Biological process (GO): methylation
Molecular function (GO): protein dimerization activity; S-adenosylmethionine-dependent methyltransferase activity; O-methyltransferase activity
Source: RefSeq, a predicted model, not a curated record
AACCCUUAAGAAUUGUCCCUCUCUACUCUCUCGUCAGUGCUCCUAGAAACCCAACAAUGGCCAACAACCAAGAACGCGAAGGGCGCGAUCAAGAGGACGAAGUCGGGAAGCUGGCGGUCCGGCUGGCUGGCGCGGUGGUGCUUCCGAUGACCCUCAAGUCGGCCCUCGAGCUCGGCAUCAUUGAUGCCCUCGUCUCCACGGGUGGGUUCCUCUCGCCCACCGAGAUAGCAAGCCGGGUCGGCGCCAAGAACCCGGGGGCCCCGGUCCUGGUGGACCGGAUGAUGCGCCUCCUGGCGAGCCACGGCGUGAUCGAGUGGCGGUUGAGGAGGGGCGACGGCAACGGAGAUGGAGGGGAGAGAGAGUACGGUCCAGGACCCAUGUGCAGGUUCUUUGCCAAGGACCAAGAAGGUGGAGAUGUUGGUCCUCUGUUUCUGCUAAUUCACGACAAGGUCUUCAUGGAGAGUUGGUACCACUUGAACGAUGUCAUCAUGGAAGGAGGGGUUCCGUUCGAGAGGGCAUACGGGAUGACGGCGUUCGAGUAUCCUGCCGUUGACGAUAGGUUCAAUCAAGUUUUCAACCGGGCCAUGGCGAGUCAUACUUCCCUCAUCAUGAAGAAAAUACUCGAUGUCUACAGAGGGUUUGAAGGCAUCGAAGUGCUGGUCGAUGUGGGAGGCGGAGUCGGGUUCAAUCUCAAGAUGAUCACCUCCAAGAAUCCCCACAUCAAGGGCAUCAACUUCGACUUGCCUCACGUCUUGGCCGAUGUUCCUUCUUAUCCAGGUGUCGAGCAUGUUGGUGGAGAUAUGUUUGAGAGUGUUCCUAGAGGAGAUGCCAUUUUCAUGAAGUGGAUACUCCAUGAUUGGAGUGAUGAGCAUUGCUCGAAACUUCUAAAGAACUGUUUUGAGGCUUUGCCUGCCAAUGGGAAGGUGAUCCUCGUCGAGGCGAUUCUCCCCGUGGUUCCAGAGAGGAAUGUCUCUUCGAUUAAUGUGUUCCAGCAAGACCUCUUCAUGUUGGCUCAAAAUCCCGGCGGUAAAGAGAGGACGCAGAAGGAGUAUGAGGCCCUGGCGGUGCAGGCGGGAUUCACCGGCUGUGAAGUCAAGUGUUGCGCUUACAACAACUGGGUAGUGGAGUUCCCCAAAACGGCGGGUCAUUAAGUCUUUCGAGGUCUAUUCCUAAUUUUAGGAUGUGUGUUUUGCAAAAAACUCAAUAAUAAAGGAAAAUGUUUUCUCGAAAAGCAUUUUCCAUGAAUAAGAUUUGUUUUCCUUUGUUUGGUAAUGUAUAAUUGAAACGUUUCCUGUUGUUUGGAUCCCAUUAGAAAAUAAUUUCACACUUUACAAAAAAAAAUCAAAUUUGUUAUUGUUAUUGUUAUUUGUUUC